GGAGCGAGCUGGAGUCUGUGAAGCUGCGCCGCCACUGAAGCAUUCAAAAUGCGCAGGUAUAUCGCUCUCCCCAUCCUCCUCCGCCGUAUCUCUUCUUCAACAACAACUUCCCAACCUUACCUUAUCAACUCCAAAUCUCACCUCCUGCCACCGCGGCCUGAUCUCUUUUCUUUCUCCUCCGCGGCUUUCAGAGAGAAUGCGCCCUUUUAUCUUUGUUCCUCAACAUUCAGGUCAUUUUCAUCUGAAGCUGCUGAUAAGCAUACCGCCGCCGGCCCCAAUGCUGAAGAAAGCAAAGAGGAAGCCACGUCGCGGCUUCUCUCCGCUGAGCUUCUCAAAGAUCCAGAGGUAGAAACUCUCCCUGUCCUGCAAAGACUCGACCUCUCCUUCUCCCACGUCACUCUCUCGCAUCCGUUGAUCCUGGCAACCCUCAAUGGCUGCCCUGAUGCCGGCCGGCCGGUGCUUGGAUUUCUCGAUUGGAUCAAAUCGAGGCCUAAUUUCGAGUUAGAUGACAGAGUUUACUCUUACAUUGUGGAUUAUUUGGGCAGGAAAAAGAAUUUCAAGGCAGCGCAUGACGUGCUAGUGGGAGGCCGUGGUGUUAUUGGGACUAAAACCCUAGAAUCCAUGGUUGAUCGACUGGUCCGGGCAGGGAGACCCAGCCAGACAGUCUCAUUCUUUGAGAAAUGUGAGAAAGAAUACGGGUUCACUAGGAACCUGGAUUCCCUUAAACUGGUAGUUACAAAGCUCUGUGAACAUGGUUUUCCUAGUUAUGCUGAGAAAAUGGUGAAAAGUUUAGCUAGUGAGUUUUUCCCUGAUCAAUAUGUUUGUGAUAUGUUAAUUAAGGGAUGGUGUGUUGAUCAGAAACUUGAUGAGGCACAAAGAUUAGCUGCUGAGAUGUAUAGGGGAGGAUUUGAGAUUGGCACUUAUGCCUAUAAUGCAAUUCUUGAUUGUGUUUGUAAGCUUUGCAGGAAAAAGGAUCCUUUCCGGCUUCAACCUGAGGUGGAUAAGUUGUUAUUAGAAAUGGAACAGAAGGGUGUCCCACGAGAUGUGGAGACGUUCAAUGUGUUGAUUUCUAAUUUGUGUAAGAUUAGACAAACUCAUGCCGCAAUGGGGUUGUUCUGUGAGAUGGAGCGGGAAUGGGGUUGUAAUCCAAACGCCACCACAUUUAUCACACUCAUUAGGAGUUUAUAUCAGGCUGCAAGGGUCGGAGAGGGGGAUGAAAUGAUCGACAGGAUGAAGUCUGCAGGGUAUGGAGACGCACUUGAUACGAAGACAUAUUAUGGAUUUCUGAAAAUAUUAUGUGGCAUUGAGAGGAUUGAUCAUGCUGUGGCUGUUUUCAAAAAGAUGAAACAAGAUGGUUGCAAACCGGGGAGCAAAACAUAUGACUUAUUGAUGGGAAGGUUAGUUGCUCAUGGCCGUGUGGACAAGGCAAAUGCACUUUCCAAAGAGGCAGCGAGCAAUGGGGUGGCAGUUGAAGUGAAGGCCUAUAAGUUGGACCCUAGGCUUGCAAAGAAGAAACCUGCUGCUGCCACUGCUACUAAGGAGAAGAAGAAACGGAGGGAGACUUUGCCUGAGAAGAUGGCUAGGAAGAGGAGAACUCUUAAGAAAAUCCGGCUUAGUUAUGUCAAGAAGCCCAAAGGAUUGCGACGUGCUCUUUGAUUAAUUUCCGAGAUAAUGUUUUCAUUUAGGUUGAAUAAUCUAAAAUCCUAUUGCCUACUUUAAAUCCCUGGUUUUGUUUCUUAUAGCUUAUUGCUUGUGCAUCUGUUCUAUUUGCAACAUUAAAAAUAAAGUUCAGCUCAAACACACACACACACACACAUAUACAUUGGAUAAAUUAAAAGAUUUAAUGUGAGAAAUGAGAAAUGAUAUAAUGUAUUGAGAUCUAAUGACUCUCAAAGUCUCCAACUUUUUUUUUAAUCCAAAGUUCUCUAUUUGAUAACAGAAUUAAUUAAUAAGACUAAUAACCUGAAAACAGGAAUUUCAAACGGUUUCUAAAUAAAAGCACAUAAAAUUCUACAUAUAAAAUUCAAUACAAACUAAGAUAAGGUUAUACACGUAUUCAAAUUUCAAAUGUGUAGGUAGCUGAAACUAUUUUCCAGUACAUAACAUUUAUGACUGUUGAUGAGCUGAGGCAAAGAAGAGUUAAUGUAGAUGCUGUGUGUUCUGUUCGUAAUGGGAAUGCUGAAUCAGUUUUUCAUUUGUUCUAUGCGUGUGAAAAGGUAAAGUUGGUGUGGCAGCUUCUGGGAAAUUGUUUUCAGUUUAGUGCAGGUUUUUUUGAGUGAGUAAAAGCUGUAUUUUCCUGGUUUGGGAGAGAGGCCUGCUGCAACUUCAUUAUGGAAUGUAAGGAAUCAAGAGGUGUGGAAAGGAGUGGCAUUUGAUAAAUAAGGAUGGACGCUUUAUAGUAUGAAGGCGUCUUGGACACUGAUGGAAGCGGAAGCUUUGGGGCUUCGGUCAGCGACUCAAGUAGCAUUGGAAAGGGGCCUGAAUCGUGUGAUAUUUGUGAUUGACGGACGCUAUGUUGGUGGUUUUAGGUGUUCAGGCUGAUAGAAGAGAUUCUGAUGGGAAAGUGGAAGCUAUGGAAAUAGAUGGGAAUAAGAUGACUGAUGAUCUCAGGAUUUGUUGUUGCGGAGCAGAAUGUGAGAGAUGCUCUUGGAGGGGCAUUGAUAAUGUCGGUCUCCCAAGUUGGAGAUGCUUAGCCUUUGGAGGUUAAGCCCUUUUCAUCCUUUCGUAUACUAAGCAAUGUUUGGAAUGUAUAGAAAAUGGCUGGAGAAGAAAAAACUGCUAAAGAAAAUGGACUAGUGUUUUUUUAAUCUUUGGGGUAAAACUUGCAACAUACGAAGGCAAAAAAUCAAAUAGUUUUUUUUUUUUUAAAUUUAUACUCUCUCCGUUUCUGAAACAAGUUCCACCUUUCCUUUUCGGGCAGAUUCAAAAUUAAGUUCCACUUUCAAACAUUUCUUCAUUUGGCAACUUAUCUACAUCAAAACAGUGUCAAAUAGUGUCAAACAGUGUUCAAACAGUGUCAAACAGUGUUCAAACAG
Molecule: messenger RNA, 3035 nt
Organism: Cuscuta europaea
Lineage: Eukaryota; Viridiplantae; Streptophyta; Magnoliopsida; Solanales; Convolvulaceae
Source: the annotation of a GenBank genome assembly